UCGGCCUUCAAACGGCAAGCCGGCAUGCGAACUCGUUUAAUCUUUUUCAAUAACGCCGUACAACGGGAAAGUUUACGCUCUCACAACGACCGAGUCACAACCACCGCGGGUCAGAUGUUCAAAGUCACCAAUGCAACCCGGUGCCAGCAGUGUCGACGACGAAUUGGCACUUCGGCAUUCUUUCGAUAUCCCGAUUCAGGUGAUUUGGUUCACUAUGGGUGCUGCCCUGACCUUUCAGCCGUGAUUUCUAAUUCAUCUAUUAGCUCCCAACCUCGAUUAUAA
Rodentolepis nana is the source of this 282-nucleotide messenger RNA. The record is from the annotation of a GenBank genome assembly. Lineage: Eukaryota; Metazoa; Platyhelminthes; Cestoda; Cyclophyllidea; Hymenolepididae.